AUGGUUGGGAUUGAGACACAAAAUCGUAUUAUUUUUGAAUUAUUAACUCAACGUUUUAAUGAUUUUAAAUGUGGUCAGGAACCAAAAAAAAUAUGUCAUGAUUUUUGUGAUUUUGAUGGGGUAGUUUUCAAUUUGAUUAAUGAGAAUGGAAAUAGAAAAUUGAUUUUGUUAAGUAUUCAUUUAAAAUAUUUUAAAGAAUUAAAAGAGUAUGGUGCAAUGGAUGUUUUAAAACGAAUUUAUGGAAAUUAUUUGCUGCAAAGUCCAAUAGAAAAUUAUGAUGUUACAUUAAGGUAUGAUCUCGAUACAAUUCCUGAUGAUUAUCAAGAUAUUGUAAAUAAAGCAUCAUUACUUAAAAGAAAUUGUUUUGCAGCAGUAUUUGAAAAAUAUUUUAAACUUCAACAGUCAGGAGAGGUUAUCAAAGAGCAGGCAGUGAUUCAUUAUCGGGAUGAUGAAACAUUAUAUGUUGAGGCAAAACAAGAUCGUGUCACUGUCAUAAUUGCCACCCAUUUUUUAGAUCCUGAAGAUGCAAUUUAUGGUAAUAUUUUUCUUCAAGAAUAUGUUGAAGGAAGAAAAGUUAAUAAGACAUCUCCACAAAUUAUUUUUUCAAAUGGUAGACCUCCAGCUGAAAUGGCUAACAUAACAACAUCCCUAAGUAAUGAUGAGAAUAUGUUUUAUGUUGCAUUUAUUCUUGAAAAAAGACAUACAGCACCAAACGUAAUGGAAAAUACCAUUGAUUUAAUUCACAUUUUUAGAGAUGAUCUUCAUUAUCAUAUUAAAUGCUCAAGAAGAUACGUUCAUUCGAGAAUGGUAAAAAAGGCAGAUGAAUUUGUCAAAAUAAUUGAGAGGGGACGUAUUGAAAAAAGUAUCGUUAACAAUACCCAAAACCAAGUCAAAAAAGGCCUUGUUAGACGAAAUUUUUAA
Molecule: messenger RNA, 921 nt
Organism: Strongyloides ratti
Lineage: Eukaryota; Metazoa; Nematoda; Chromadorea; Rhabditida; Strongyloididae
Product: Actin-related protein 2/3 complex subunit 2
Exons: 3
Coding region: 1-921 (306 amino acids)
Biological process (GO): Arp2/3 complex-mediated actin nucleation; actin filament polymerization
Cellular component (GO): Arp2/3 protein complex; actin cytoskeleton
Molecular function (GO): actin filament binding; structural constituent of cytoskeleton
Source: RefSeq, a predicted model, not a curated record